AUGAAUUCAAAUCAAACAUCAAUGUUAACUGAUGAAGAGGCUACUCUUUAUGAUCGACAAAUUCGUUUAUGGGGUGCCGAUGCUCAAUUAAAACUUCGUCAAACACGUUUAUUACUUAUUAAUGUCAAUAGUUUAUCAAUAGAAGUAUGUAAAAAUUUAUGUUUAGCUGGUGUCGCUAGUAUAACGGUAUUUGAUAAUACACGUGUUACAUUAGAUGAUAUUAAAGAAAAUUUAACAUUAACAAUGUCAUCAACAGAUAUAAAUGAAUUUAAAUCGGUUUGUACAUGUCGAACUUUACAACAAUUAAAUCCACGUGUGCAAUUAAUAGCUGAAUCAAAUAUGACAAUUGAUCAAAUUGAUGAAAAAUAUAUUGAACAAUUUAAUUAUGUUUGUUUAUUUAAUUAUUAUGAUUUUUCAAUUAUAUCACAUAUUAAUAAACUUUGUCGAGAACAACAACAUAUAGAUGAAAAUGAAAAAAAACAAAUUUAUUUUUUUUGUGCUGCUACAUUCGGAUUAUAUGGAUUUGUAUUUAAAGAUCUUGGUGAUAAAUAUGAUUAUCUUAGUGAAAAUUCAGUUGGAAGUGAAUCAUUAAUAAAAGGUGAAGGAGGUAAUGAAACAAAGAAAAGUGAAAAAAUUACAACUAAAUCGACUCGUAAUUUUAUAACAUUUGACAAAGCAUUAUCUACUGAAUGGAAACCAAAUCGACGACAAGCAACAACACGUUCGGCUAUAAUAACGUAUAAUUUAUUACGUGCUCUUUUGACAUUUUAUGAACAAUAUCAUCGAGCACCUGCAUUAGUUACACAAGAUGUUGAUGUACCAAAUUUUAUGAAAAUUAUUCAUGAAAAAAUAACAUCAUCAACAGCUGCUGCAUCAUCAUCGAAUAGUAUAGAUACUGAAGAAUUUAAUGAAGAAUUAGUCAAGGAUAUUUUAACAGAUAAUAAUGCUGUAGCGUCAAUUGUCGGUGGUAUAAUGAGUCAUGAUAUUGUUAAAGCCAUUUCGAAACAAGAACCUAAAGAUAAUUUUUUCUUUUUCAAUGGAUUAGCAUGUGUUGGAUUAUCAAUACCAAUUGCUUGUUAA
Rotaria sordida is the source of this 1080-nucleotide messenger RNA. The record is from the annotation of a GenBank genome assembly. Lineage: Eukaryota; Metazoa; Rotifera; Eurotatoria; Philodinida; Philodinidae.